AUGACAAUAACAUUUUUAUUUGCAGCAUUGUUUUUAUUGGAUUUCUUCACUUGCUUUCAUGCUUAUCUACAAUAUCCCUUGCCUGACACAGAGGACGCAAAGUUCAUUAGAGACUGUGUGAGAGCUCACAACGCAUUUCAAUCGAAAGUGAAUCCAGCAGCCAGCAAUAUGUUUCACAUGAUGAGAUGUCUUCUCCCUUUUCUACAGUCCUGGGAUGCUGCUUUAGCUAAGACUGCCAAAGCAUGGGCAAAGAAGUGCAAGUUUAAACACAAUACCAACUUUGAAAUGCCAGGGAAGAUUGACCCCUUCCCACUUGUUGGAGAAAACAUCUGGACUGGCAUAACCACCACCUUCUCUGUGGGUACAGCUCUCAGUGACUGGUUUAACGAAGUUAGCAGCUAUGAUUUCAGCACCAAUAGCUGUACUGGCGUACGUGGUCACCACACUCAGGUCGUUUGGGCAGAGAGUUACAAAGUUGGCUGCGCAGUUCACUUCUGCAAUACAGUUGAACAUUUUUCACAAGUGUCUGAAGCAGCACACUUCAUUUGUAAUUAUGGGCCAGCGGAGAAUUACCCAAGAAAACCAUACAACGCAGGACAACCAUGCAGCGGAUGUGGUAAUGAGAAGUGUGUAGACAAGCUCUGUGAAAAUACAGACCAGGAGAAGCUGAUAGAUUAUGCCAACUGGUAUCUAGACUGGGAUACACAGCCCCAGCUCCAGCCACUGCGGCCCUGCAUCCCCAGUCCUCCUGUGCCAAAAUACUUUCCACCUGCGGAGCAUCCAUGUUCCUCUUGUGACCAAUUCUGUCUUAGUGUUUUAAUUUUAAGGCCACUGUUUCUGGUACUGAGUGCUAGUGCUGCUCUUUUAGUACAACAGCGAUUUCCACACACAUUUUUUUUUGUUAGUAAUAGUCAAUUAAGAUACUGAUAGCGAUCCUACCACUGUAUUACU
This is a messenger RNA of Neopelma chrysocephalum (saffron-crested tyrant-manakin), 951 nucleotides long. RefSeq names its product glioma pathogenesis-related protein 1-like. Gene Ontology annotation, cellular component: extracellular region. The record is from RefSeq and is a predicted model, not a curated record. Bases 1 to 927 code for a protein of 308 amino acids. The transcript is spliced from 6 exons. NCBI's taxonomy places the organism in Eukaryota, Metazoa, Chordata, Aves, Passeriformes, Pipridae.